AUGGCUACGAUGCAACAACAACAACAACAGCAAUCCGCUCAGGAUCAGCUGGCACAAAUAGCUCAAGCAGCUCUCGUCAACACCCUUCUCGGUGGAACCUGUAAGAGCUGA
This is a messenger RNA of Protopolystoma xenopodis, 111 nucleotides long. NCBI's taxonomy places the organism in Eukaryota, Metazoa, Platyhelminthes, Monogenea, Polystomatidea, Polystomatidae. The record is from the annotation of a GenBank genome assembly.